AUGUCUUCUGGUGCUUCUGCAGCAUUCUCUAUUAGAUCCGAUGCUGUCAAACCUAUGGUGAAUUAUGAUUCUCGCUAUGAUGGAUCUAGAUUUGAGUCCAGUUUGAUGAGAUUGGUGAUGAAUGCUCUACAGGGUGUAGAAUCUGCUUUAAUAACUAUUGAUAAACUCUCUGCAGUACUUUGUUACAUGUUCAGCAGACGGAACUUCUCAUUGAAUUCCAAGCACAAACUAACCAUUUUGUAUCUACGUUACAGCAUUAUGUACAAUCACAACUAUCCCAAGUAUAAUGGUGCAGAUUUCUGCGCUUCCUUAAGCACAAGAUGUUUCUCGUCAAAUGAAACAUGGUCUAUUGCUAACAUUAUGCAAAACAUCUUGCAAUCUGCUAUGGACUUUUGGUCUUGCUUAAUUGGAAGAGAUGGUAAGAAAAAGAAGAAUGAAAGCCUUCAGCCAGCAAUAAGCAAGAGUGGUGCUGGAGGUGGAGGUGGAGGUGGUGCUGCAGGUGGAGAUGGAGCUGGAGCUGGAUGUGGAGGUGGAUUUGCACUGAACACUCAGCAAAAUAAACAAAUCCGUCCCGCUGUUACGGAUGGAGCAAGUUCAGAAAAAGUUUUAGAAGGAAAGAGCAGUUCAAAAGAAGCUGAAAGGGACAAAGUUGCAGCAGAAGGUUUGUCAAGCAACGAGUCCACUAAUAAGGGAGAACAUAGUAAAGUUUUGGUGACAGGUGAUAGCAUAGAAAUCCCUCUGGGUGUUACAAAUGCAACAGGUGCUGUCCAUAAGAACUUGUGCCAAGUAUCUUAA
This is a messenger RNA of Fraxinus pennsylvanica, 795 nucleotides long. The record is from the annotation of a GenBank genome assembly. Lineage: Eukaryota; Viridiplantae; Streptophyta; Magnoliopsida; Lamiales; Oleaceae.